CCCUCCUUCCUCAUGAAGUCACACAUUCCCCCGCCCUUUUCAUUAAUAUAUGUGUGACUCCAACCCCCGUGAUUAUAGAACCGUGUUCUCAACUCAGGCGCGGAGACAGAUUUUUGAACCAGCCUCCUGUCCCCUCGCUUGGCCGCAUUGCAACAAAGCUUUUUCUCUGCAAAAGCCUGGUGCUACGGUGUCUGGCUUUCCGUUGCACGCCAGCAAAUAAGCUCUUUCCGGCUCAGUAACAAAUUUGGCGACGGCAAAGGGGCUCUAAAUCCAACUGGACACCGUUGCCGGGGGCUCUUUUGCCCCGUGUGGGGUACUGGGUUCCGAACUCUCUCUGCACGGGCGGAAUCAACCUUCGGUGCUUUCUUUGGGGCAGAGAAACUUGUUUGGGGUUCGGAAGACAUCCUUUGGUUGGAUUUAUUUUGCAAAAAGGAAGAAAAACGGCUGGAGAUCGAAUAUGUACAAGCGUUUAUGUUAUUAUACCAGCGUAAGGAUAUUCAGAGAAAAUGUAAUAUUUCGGCGCAAGGGGAGAGUCCCCAGAAUGAGGCCAUUUCACCCGGGUCUGAUGAUAAGACAGAGGAUUCCUUGUCCACCCGGUUAAACACCGCUACUCCCCCUCCGUCUCCACUGGGAGGUGCCAGGGCCGCCGUCCCGCCACGGUCGGCACCUCGGGCCCCCACUCCGUCCACUUCCCCUCCGGAUCCCGCAGGCCGGCUAGUGGUCUCUCCCUCUCAGACCUGCCAGGUGACCCCGCGGGACGAGGGGGGCACCCAGCCUCAGGCAGGGAGAUUCCCCGGCAUACAGUGGCCGAUCGGCGGAGUUUACGGGACCCGGCAGCUGCCCGGUGUCAUCUUUGUCCGCCCCCCGUUAUCCACCUCCGACCUGCUUAGUUGGAAAGUCCACAUGCCGACGUACCGAGAUGACCCCAUUAAAAUGGAGAGUCUUUUUGCCUCUAUUUUUGCUCUCCAUCAUCCCACUUGGGCAGAUAUUCAAAUCCUCCUAAAUGUCUUCCUCACGUCCGAGGAACGCAGCGUGGUCCUAAAACAGGCUCGCGCCGAAGCUGAGAAGAUGCGCGAGCAGGUCCCUAACAGCCCGGUGCGCGCGCUCGCAGACGUGGCCGUACCCGCCGCCGACCCGAGGUGGAGCCCUGCUGACCGCGGGGACAGGGACCAGCUGGAGCAUUACCGCCGCUGCAUCCUUCGGGGCCUGAGGAACGGAGUCCCGAAACACAGAAGCUUCGAUAAAGUUCUGCAGGUCAGACAGAGGCCUGACGAGGACCCCUUUGACUACUUGGAACGGUUGUUUAAGGCCUAUCGGCAGGGCGCGAACAUAGACCCGCAGGCUCCAGAGCACCUACCCUUGGUGAACGCCAGCUUCGUGAGGCAAGCUGCCCCUGACAUUCAAAGGAAAUUGCAAAGGCUGCGCGGGGCUUUAGGAAUGCCCACCCUGCACCUGGCGGAGCUUGCUUCCGAGGUUUUCCGAAACCGAGACAAGGUCCGGGAGAAGGAGGCGCGGCGCAGGAUGCGGCAGCAGGCAGCCUUGCUGGCCGACGCGGUGAGGCAGGCGCGGCCCGCACCUCACCAGGCUCCGCCCCAGCCCGGGGCCCAUCCCCAGGGAAGACACCCGAGGCCCUCAAACUCCAGAUCCAGAGGCCACCCCAAUGUAGGGCCACACCAAUGUGCCUAUUGUAAACGACAGGGACACUGGAAAAAGGAGUGCCCCUCUCUGAAUAAGUAAUGUGAAGGUGACUCGGCCAAACUUCCAGAUGCCCCACGCCUCUUCCCUCCCCCAUCAUGCCCGCAAGAACUAUCCAGAAUUAGGGGGCCCAGGGACUCCUAACAGCCCUACGGCCUUCAUUGAAAUUUCCCACGUGGAACCCUGGGUCAUCUUAUUGGUGAAAAAGACCCUGAACAGGGACGCCUGGGUGGCUUAGUGGUUGAAUGCCUUCGGCUCAGGGCAUGAUCCUGAGAUCCAGGAUAGUGUCCCACUUUGGGUUCCUUGUAGGAAGCCUGCUUCUCCCUCUGCCUGUGUCUCUGCCUCUCUCUCUCUCUCUCUCUGUCUCUCUGUCUCUCAUUAAUAAAUUUUUAAAAAUCUUAAAAAUUUAAUCAAUUAAAAAAAAAGACACUGAACAGAUUUCUUGGUAGACACUGGUGCUACCUACUAAGUACUGAAUACCAGGAGCGCCUGGAUAGCUCAGUUGGUUACUGUCUGCCUUCCGCUGAGGUCAUGAUCUCAAGGUUCAGGGGUUUCCCCCUCUUUUGUGGAUCUUUCUGCCCCAGCGGGGAGUCUACUUCUCCCUCUCCCUCUGCCCCUUCCCCCUCCCCUUCCGCGUGUGCUUGCGCUCUCUCUCAAAUAAAUAAAAUCCUAAGUACUGAA
Canis lupus familiaris (dog) is the source of this 2376-nucleotide messenger RNA. RefSeq lists its product as uncharacterized. The coding region runs from base 472 to 1737 and encodes 421 amino acids. The transcript has 2 exons. Gene Ontology annotation, molecular function: zinc ion binding; nucleic acid binding. The record is from RefSeq and is a predicted model, not a curated record. Gene Ontology annotation, biological process: virion assembly. NCBI's taxonomy places the organism in Eukaryota, Metazoa, Chordata, Mammalia, Carnivora, Canidae.